AUGACUGAUAGUCAGUCCUGUAAGAACUCUGCAGAGGUUCCUGUACCUCCCUCCUUUUCCAUCAUCAGCUCAGCCCCCACCCCCUUCUUCUUCUUCUUCUUCUUCGAUGAGGACAGGAAGUCUGUAGCCAAAGUCCAGGUGCACAAGCUGGUCUUCUUUGUGCACCUCGCACUGCGUGCCCUGGUGUUACUCCUGAAGUUCUUUCCCCUGCUGUUGCUCUAUCCCUUGACUGUCAUCUCCUCUCACUGGGCAUCUCGCUGGCUGGACGCCCAGCUGUGGGUCACUGAGCCCUCUGGUCCUACCUUCAUCAAGCUGGGCCAGUGGGCCAGCAUGCGCAGUGACAUCCUCUUCCAGGACUUCUGCGAGCGUCUCUCCAGGCUGCAUGUGGAUAUGCAUCUCCACUCCUGGGGCCAUACCAAGCACACCAGUCUAUUGCAAAUUGACCUUCUGUUUGAAGCCAAGAACAUCGAAAGGUUCCGGGAGAAUUUCAAGGAUGUUGAUUUUGUCAAGUUCCCAACUCCUCUUCGACCAUUCACCAGGUCCCUUUUAGUGGAAACAUUUGAGGAGAGUGAGCCCAUAUCCAACUACCUGAGCCCUGAGGUCCCUCUAAAGGUGAAGCAGAGAAUUGCCAAUGGAAUAGGCACUCUUCUCAAGAUGGUGUUGGUGGAUAACUUUGUGCAUGGGGACCUGCACCCGGGUAACAUUCUGGUCCAGCGUAGCAGUAGCGGGGGUGACGACGACCCCGAGGGCAGGGCCACCCUGACAGACCGGUGGGGCACUGUAUUGGUGAGCAUGAGGCCGGCCCCGGCCCCUCUACAGCUGGUGCUGCUGGAUGCUGGCAUCGUGGCCCAGCUCAGCGACAGAGACCUGAGAAACCUCAGAGCCGUGUUUACCGCUAUGAAGGAGAUGGCAGAGCUGGUGGACCAUGCCCUCAGCAACAGUUUCUCACUGGGGAAGGUCCAAGUGGCUGAGUUGCUAUCCAGAGUCUUCGGAUUGGUCACCCACAUGGUGAAGUUGGAGAGUAACUUUACGUCCAUUGUGUUUGCCAUCAUGGUGCUGGAGGGGCUGGGGAGGUCUCUGGACCCAAACCUAGACAUUCUGAAGCUGGCCAAGCCCCUGCUGCUCAAGAACGCUGCCUCCCUCCUCUGA
This is a messenger RNA of Coregonus clupeaformis (lake whitefish), 1149 nucleotides long. RefSeq lists its product as uncharacterized. The record is from RefSeq and is a predicted model, not a curated record. Lineage: Eukaryota; Metazoa; Chordata; Actinopteri; Salmoniformes; Salmonidae. Gene Ontology annotation, cellular component: mitochondrion.